AUGGAGGGGCGGAGGACUUGGGAUGGAGUGCCACUGGGCGAGUCGCACUCUCCUCCACAGUCGGUGCCGGGGCGACGGACGCCGUUGGGAGCCGUCGGCCUCGGCGGAUUCUACAUGCAAGGAGGCCAGCCUCCGCCUCAACAGCACUGCUAUCCCACUGAUGAGAAUCAACCAGAACCAGGAACAAGCUAUGCUCAAAGACCUAUCGGAGAAGGUAAAUCAAAACAGAAGAUAAGACAAGGAAAAAAUGUGAGACUGAACAUAAAUGCACGGGAACGAAGGAGGAUGCAUGAUUUAAACGACGCGCUCGACGAAUUGCGCAGUGUCAUUCCCUAUGCUCAUUCGCCAUCAGUUCGAAAGCUUUCAAAAAUAGCAACGUUACUUCUUGCAAAAAACUAUAUUCUUAUGCAAGCCAGCGCUCUGGAAGAAUUACGAAGGUUGGUAGCCUACUUACAAGGCACGGCGACAGCUGCUGGUAUUGUUCCACCGCCUGGUUUCGACCUAGCAGGUCUUCCUGCAGCAGCAAAGCUUCUUCAACCACCUGCUACUGGGCCGCCCGCCCCUCCUGAUCCACCCUCUUGAGACCCAACUGUCAAAUAUGAACCAUAGAGUUAGCAAGUAUAAAACUUAUUUUCACUGGUAAUAUUAUAAAAUUGAAAUAAUAAUGUAACGAUUUAAAUUCUAGGAAAUGUAAAACUUACCAAAUCGCUUCGUUGAUGCUUGUUCUCAUGUUAAUUUAGUCUUCUUUUGCAAUCACCAUACAUAACUUGUUUCACAUAAUAAAAAAUAUACCGA
Melitaea cinxia (Glanville fritillary) is the source of this 795-nucleotide messenger RNA. RefSeq names its product class E basic helix-loop-helix protein 22-like. Bases 1 to 582 code for a protein of 193 amino acids. The transcript has 4 exons. Gene Ontology annotation, molecular function: protein dimerization activity. The record is from RefSeq and is a predicted model, not a curated record. Lineage: Eukaryota; Metazoa; Arthropoda; Insecta; Lepidoptera; Nymphalidae.